Gavia stellata (red-throated loon) is the source of this 1440-nucleotide messenger RNA. RefSeq names its product prostaglandin E receptor 4 (gene PTGER4). The coding region runs from base 16 to 1440 and encodes 474 amino acids. Gene Ontology annotation, cellular component: plasma membrane. The transcript has 2 exons. Gene Ontology annotation, biological process: cellular response to prostaglandin E stimulus; negative regulation of inflammatory response; inflammatory response. The record is from RefSeq and is a predicted model, not a curated record. Lineage: Eukaryota; Metazoa; Chordata; Aves; Gaviiformes; Gaviidae. Gene Ontology annotation, molecular function: prostaglandin E receptor activity.
GGCAGCGUGGGCAUCAUGUCAUUCGACCCCACCAUCAUGCCACCUGCAAACGGCUCUGCUAACGGGACCGCCAGUGGGGCUGAGGGCGGGAAGCCCCCCACCAUCCCCACCGUCAUGUUCAUCUUCGGUGUGGUGGGCAACCUCAUAGCCAUCGUGGUGCUCUGCAAGUCCAGGAAGGAGCAGAAGGAGACCACUUUCUACACACUGGUCUGUGGACUAGCAGUCACCGAUCUCUUGGGGACCUGUCUGGUGAGUCCAGUCACUAUCGCCACUUACCUGCAGAACCGCUGGCCGGGAGGACCGGCGCUGUGUGAGUACAGCUCCUUCAUCCUCCUCUUCUUCGGACUCUCUGGCCUCAGCAUUAUCUGUGCCAUGUCUAUAGAGAGGUACCUGGCCAUCAACCAUGCCUAUUUCUACAACCAUUAUGUAGACAAGAAGCUGGCAGGUCUCACGCUCUUUGCCAUCUAUGCUUCCAACGUGCUGUUCUGUGCCCUCCCCAGCAUGGGGCUCGGCAAAUCUACCUUGCAGUACCCUUACACUUGGUGUUUCAUAGACUGGCGAGCAAAGGAGGCCACCCAUGCGGCAUAUUCCUACAUGUACGCUGGCUUCAGCUCCUUCCUAAUCAUGGUCACCGUGAUCUGCAACAUUCUGGUGUGUGUGGCCCUCAUUCGCAUGCACCGCCAGUUCAUGCGACGCACGUCCUUGGGGACAGACACCACCUCCAGCCGUUUAUCUGACUUUCGCAGACGCCGGAGCUUCCGUCGGAUGGCCGGAGCAGAGAUCCAGAUGGUUAUUCUGCUCAUUGCCACUUCCCUGGUGGUGGUCAUCUGCUCCAUUCCUCUGGUGGUCCGUGUCUUCGUGAACCAGCUGUACCAGCCGGAAUCAGUGAGGGAUGUGAGACAAAACCCUGACCUGCAAGCCAUCCGCAUUGCCUCGGUGAACCCCAUUUUGGACCCGUGGGUCUAUAUUCUCCUCCGCAAGACUGUGCUCAGCAAAGCCAUCGAGAAGAUCAAGUGCCUCUUCUGCCGCAUUGGAGGGGCUCGGAGGCAGCACUCGGGGGGCAAUUUCAACUGCGUGGAUGGCCGCAGGACCUCCUCUGCCAUGUCAAGUCAGUCACCCUCCUUCAUCUCCCGUGAGCUGAGGGAGAUCAGCAGCACCUCACAAACGCUGCUUUAUCCUCCGGAGUUAAGUGAAAGCAGUGUCGGGGGUCGCGUGCUGCUUCCAGGCCCCAGUGCCAACUUGGCUCAGUCUGACACCACGUCAGUAAGGACACUGCGUAGCUCAGAGACCUCGGAGUCUUCACAGGGGCAGGACUCCGAGAGUGUCUUCCUGGUGAAUGAAAUCAGGUCUGGUGGCGGGGCCAGCUCUACAUCCAAGGGCAGCCCUCUCCAGGUCACCUUCCCCACAGAGACAUUGAAUUUAUCAGAAAAGUGUAUAUAG